Messenger RNA from Daphnia carinata, 641 nucleotides. RefSeq lists its product as uncharacterized. The transcript has 4 exons. NCBI's taxonomy places the organism in Eukaryota, Metazoa, Arthropoda, Branchiopoda, Diplostraca, Daphniidae. The record is from RefSeq and is a predicted model, not a curated record. Bases 86 to 577 code for a protein of 163 amino acids.
ACUUCGCAGAUGUCAUGAAGGUUACUAGUAGUGUUACAGAUUCUAAUUAGUGGUAGUCGCACGUAUCGACUUGAUCGAUGAGUCAAUGAUGACCUGCAAAAUGAAAUUGACUUCGUGUUGUUGCCCACUCCAAACAACUGCUAAAAUCAUCGGUAGUGUGGAUAUGCUGGUCAACAUUACGAUUGGUGUUCUGCACUCCAGCAAAAUCGUUGUCAACGGGCCCUUCGAUGUCACAAUCGCUAUUGCAGUAUUUGCAUUCAUACUCGCAAUAUUUUCUAUUCUACUGAUCUACGGUGCCCAGUAUCGUCGACGUCACAUAGUAAUGUCAUGGCUAAUCGUCCAACUUCUCGAAAGGUGUUUUAUAGCGGUAUUUAUUGCAGUUGGCCUAGUGAGACAUUCUCUAGGCGUCAUCCCCAUCGUAUUUAUUCUAUUCGUGAUCAUCUUGGCCUUUUACCUUUGGUGGGCUGUUUGCUGCUUUUACUUUGAACUGAAAAGUGAAGAGCGAGCCGACCUAAAUCGAUCCGAGUCUUUGUCUCGGCAACCAGUCGGUUAUGACGAGAACGCAGAUGUCUUUUGACCAAACAACGCGAAAGCAAAUACAAUGUUUUAUAAGUACUCAAAAUACACAUACAGUUGGCUUC